AUGACAACCUCCGUCGCCUCCAAACGCCUCUUCCAAGAAUACAAACAUCUCACCCAAGACCCACCCGAUGGCAUCACCGCCGGCCCCGUCGAAGAAGAUGACCUCUUCGUCUGGGAAGCGCUGAUCGAAGGGCCCGAAGGCACUCCCUACGAAGGCGGCAUNUUUCCUGCCGAACUCAAGUUUCCCAAAGACUAUCCUUUGAUGCCGCCAACCAUGAAGUUUCUCUGCGAUAUCUGGCAUCCCAAUGGUAUGUUCCCGCUACCCAAAGCAGCUCAACGUCUGAGAUUUUGUACUGAUGAAAAGGCGCANGUUUAUCCCAAUGGUGUUGUUUGCAUCUCUAUCCUCCAUCCUCCUGGCGACGACCCUAAUCACUACGAACACGCCUCGGAACGCUGGAGCCCCAUUCAGAGUGUAGAGAAGAUCUUGAUCAGUGUUAUGAGCAUGUUAGCCGAGCCAAACGACGAGUCGCCUGCCAACGUGGACGCAGCAAGAAUGUGGAGAGAGAGAAGAACAGAGUUCGAAAACAAGGUCAAGCAAGAUGUCAGAAGAUCUUUGGGACUUUGA
Molecule: messenger RNA, 564 nt
Organism: Aureobasidium vineae
Lineage: Eukaryota; Fungi; Ascomycota; Dothideomycetes; Dothideales; Saccotheciaceae
Source: the annotation of a GenBank genome assembly